This is a messenger RNA of Aspergillus tanneri, 624 nucleotides long. Its product is annotated as HAD family hydrolase. The transcript has a single exon. The record is from RefSeq and is a predicted model, not a curated record. NCBI's taxonomy places the organism in Eukaryota, Fungi, Ascomycota, Eurotiomycetes, Eurotiales, Aspergillaceae. Bases 1 to 624 code for a protein of 207 amino acids.
AUGGCACCCCGCGCAAUAAUCUUCGAUCUCCUAACCGCCCUCCUAGACAGCUGGACCCUCUGGGCCCAAGCCGCCAACGACCUCACAGCAGCAUACCAAUGGCGUCGACGAUAUUUAGAACUGACAUUUGGCUGCGGGAUCUAUCGACCAUAUGAAGAGCUAGUCUACGAAGCCGCAAGAGACGUACAUCUCCCCGACAGAGUACCAGAAACCUUACUCCGAGACUGGGAUCAACUCCGUCCGUGGCCAGAAGCCCCCGCCGUGCUCUCCGAGCUGAAGGACAGGGGAUAUCAACUAGGCGUGGUGACGAAUUGUUCGGUGGCGUUAGGUCGGAGAGCCGUCGCGGUUUGUGCUGGAGGGGUCGAGUUCGAUGCCGUAGUUACGGCUGAGGAAGCUGGGUUCUAUAAACCGCACGGGAAGACAUAUGCGGCUAUCUUAGAGGCCUUGGGUGUGGAUGCCAGUGAGGCGUUGUUUGUGGCGGGGAGUAAUGGCGACGUGGUGGGUGCUGCGGCGGCCGGGAUGGAUGUGGUCUGGCAUAAUCGUGUGGGAUUGUCAGCGUUGGAGGGGUCGGCGCCGGGUCGGGAAGGUCGGUCUUUGCAGGUGGUGAUGGAGUAUUUGGAAUGA